AUGUUUCCAAACAUGUUAUGUGGAUCAUGCAAAUCUCUUCAUCAUCAAAGAAAUAUGAAGAUGAGUUUGAAAUCAAUAAAACCGGUGUCGAAACUCGAGUUUCAGUAUUCCUUUCCGUUCGAGAUGGAUCCAGAUGACAUCUUUAUUGGUGACGUUCCGUUCAAAUCCAACAAAAUCUCAAAUAAAAACGGCGGAGGAAUCAGGAAGAUGGCGAGCAAUUUCUCCCAUCUCAUCCACCGUGUCACCGCCUCCUGCUUACCCCACCCGCUCGCUUCCGCCGCCAACUUCACCGAUGACGCUUCCGGAGAAGAAGACAUCGAUGUGUACAAUGAAGAAGAAGAAGAAGAAGAAGAAGAGUAUUCAGUAAGAACCACGAGGGAGAUGGAAAUGGUGAUGUUAAUGGGUGAAGUGUUUGCAACGGUGUCGUCUAUGAAGGCGGCGUAUGUUAGUCUGCAGCAGGCGCACUAUCCAUGGGAUGCCGAUAAUACGAGGUUGUCUGACGUGGCGGUGGUGGCGGAGCUCAGGAAAUUGGGAGUUUUGAGGGAGAAGUUCCGCCGGAGUGUCGAAAGAGUGGGCGGUGGGAAUAGGAGGGUGACGGCGCCGAUGAUGAAGGAGGUGGUGGCGCCGUAUGAGGUUGCGCUAGAGAAGUUGAAGAUGGAGGUGAAGAACAAGGAGGCGGAGGUUGAUAACUUGAGAGAGAAAUUAAAGACGGCAACCACCGUCAACGGCGGCGGUGGGAGGAAGAGUAGGUCUCGUUCUCAUCAAUCAAAGAGAAGAGUCAGUUGCAGUAGUCAAUUCCAAGGUCCGUGUGUUUCACCGGCGGCAAUGGCGGUGCCGGAACUAUUCGAAAUAUGCAUGAACUCCGUGAAAGAUGAAUUGAAAUCCUUCGCGUCACUGCUUCUCUCACUCAUGAAAGCGGCACAUUGGGACAUUACAGCCACCGUCAAAUCCAUCACCGCCUCCUCCGCAGGCACCAACGCCCCCGUACGAGACUCCAUUGUCGGACGAAAUCACGCCAAAUACUCACUUGAAUCGUAUGUAAACCGAAAAAUCUUCCAAGGAUUCGACCACGAGACAUUCUACAUGGAGGGAAGCCUGUCGUCUCUCUUAAACCCUAACCAAUUCCGAUCAGAAUGCUUCACACAGUACUCCGACAUGAAAUCAAUGGAUCCGAUGGAGCUCCUAGCGAUCCUCCCGACCUGCCAGUUCGGAAAAUUCUGCUCGAAGAAGUACCUUUCAAUUGUACACCCAAAGAUGGAGGAAUCACUGUUCGGAGAUUUAGAACAGCGACGGCAGGUAUUGGCCGGAAACCACCCAAGGAGCCGGUUUUACGGCGAGUUAUUGAAGGUGGCGAAGGCGGUGUGGCUGCUUCAUUUGGUUGCGUUUUCUUUGGAUCCGCUACCGAGUAUUUUUGAAGGGAGUAGAGGGGCAGAUUUCCAUCCGGAAUAUAUGGAGAGUGCGGUGAGGUUUCCCGGUGCCGGACAUGUUGUGGGAUUUCCGGUGAGUCCAGGGUUUAAGCUUGGAAAUGGAUAUAUUGUAAAAGCAAGGGUGUAUCUUGUACCUAAGACUGAACUCUAGGGGUGAAUAUUGUAAUAUCAUAUU
Cynara cardunculus var. scolymus (artichoke) is the source of this 1602-nucleotide messenger RNA. RefSeq names its product protein GRAVITROPIC IN THE LIGHT 1-like. Lineage: Eukaryota; Viridiplantae; Streptophyta; Magnoliopsida; Asterales; Asteraceae. The transcript has 3 exons. Gene Ontology annotation, biological process: negative gravitropism; response to red or far red light. The coding region runs from base 1 to 1578 and encodes 525 amino acids. The record is from RefSeq and is a predicted model, not a curated record.